Molecule: messenger RNA, 1548 nt
Organism: Chlorella variabilis
Lineage: Eukaryota; Viridiplantae; Chlorophyta; Trebouxiophyceae; Chlorellales; Chlorellaceae
Exons: 8
Biological process (GO): protein phosphorylation
Molecular function (GO): ATP binding; protein kinase activity
Source: RefSeq, a predicted model, not a curated record
AUGGUGGCCGCCGGGGUUGCGGCUCUGGUUGCGCUGUCGGUUCCCCGUGACGACGGCAACCAGCCGGGCAGCGGCAGCGGCGGCAGCGGUGGCAAGCCAGGCAGCAGCCGGGCGAGCAGCACGAGUUCCAGCUCGGAUGGCGGCGACGUGCUCCCAAGCACCUGGGACGCCGAGGCCGUGGGCAGGUACUACCGCCAGCGCCCCGCCCUGGUGGCGCGGCGCGUGGUGCAGGUGGCCUCCGAGGCGUGCAGCUACGGCGCCGCCCUGCUGGCAGACAUGGCGGCAGGCGCCGUGGAGCGCAACCAGGCGGAGCGUGCAGACCAGGCCAUGGCGGCUAUCGAGCGCCUGGGGCCCGCAUACGUCAAGGUGGCCCAGGCCCUGAGCACCCGCGUGGACCUGCUGCCGCCGGCAUACCUCUUCGCCAUCCAGCGCCUGCAGGACCGCGUGCCGCCGUUUGCCGACGCCCAGGCGUACGCCUGCAUCGAGCGCGCCUUUGGCGCCCCGCUGGGCCAGGUGUUCAGUCAGCUGUCUGACACCGCGGUGGCGGCCGCCUCGCUGGGCCAGGUGUACCGAGGCACGCUGCGGGCCACCGGCCAGGAUGUGGCCAUCAAGGUUCGCCGCCCGGAUGUGCUGGAGUCGGUGACCCUGGACCUCUACCUCAUGCGCGGCGUGGCUGCGCAGCUCAACAGCAUGCCAGAGGUCAAGUCCGACUGGGUGGGCAUCAUCGACAACUGGGCGGGCCGGUUCCUCCAGGAGAUGGACUACCUGCUGGAGGCGGCCAACACGCGGCAGUUUGCGGCCGACCUGGCCGCCCUGCCCGGGGUGGUGAUCCCGGGGGUGGUGGCAGAGGGCACCACCAGCGACGUGCUCAUCACAACCUGGGUGGAGGGCGAGCGGCUGAGCGACAGCAGCGCGGGCGACGUGCGGCAGCUGUGCGACACGCUGCUGUCCGCCUACCUCAUUCAGCUGCUGGACACGGGGCUGCUGCACGCCGACCCGCACCCCGGCAACCUGCUGCGCACCACCGACGGGCGCAUCGCGAUUUUGGACCACGGACUCAUCCAGGAGGUGCCGCGCGACUACAGCCUGGCCCUCAUGGAGUACAUUGCGCACCUGAGCGUGGGCGACUGGAAUGCGCUGGCCGAUGACCUCGUCAACCUUGGCUUUGUGGACGACAUCAGCGACAGGGAGCGCCUGGUCGGCCCGCUCGGCCGCAUCCUCACGCAGCUGACGCAAGGUGGGGGCGCCAAGAACAUCAACAUCGCGGUCGUGACCCAGGAGAUCGAGAAGCUGUCGCAGGAGUUCGAGUUCAAAGUGCCGCCCUACUUUGCCCUCAUCCUCCGCACCUUUAGCGUCAUUGAGGGCAUUGCGCUCCAGGUGGAUCCCAACUACUCCAUCGUCAAGGAGUGCUUCCCCUACAUGUCGCGCCGCCUGCUGACCGACGACGACCCGCGGGCGCGCGAGGCGCUGCGCCAGCUGCUGUUUGCCGGCGGCGACCAGCUCAGCCUGGAGCGCGUGGAGCGCAUGGUGGAGGGCCUGUCCAGCUUC